AUGAAAAACAAUUUUCAGGAAGGUGAGGCAGAGGCACCGCCUCCAGAGCAGGCUCCACCCGAGGGAGCCCCCACGGAAGGUGCAGCCCCUCCAGGUGAAGCCCCACCUCCAUCCGAAGGCGCACCAACCCCCGAAGCUGGCGAAACUGUACCUCCUGCUGAAACAGCGCAACCGGUAGAAGGAGCACCACCUGCAGAAGGUGCCCCCGCCGAGCCAGCAGCACCCGUUGACGGAGCCCCGCCCACGGAGGGAGCCCCUCCGACGGAAGGAGCCCCACCCGUGGAGGGCGCUCCCUCUGAACCCCCGAAGCCAGAAGAACCCGCCAGCGGUGAAGCACCAGCUGAAGCUGCCGUAGCUGCAACAGAGGGUGAAGCACCUCCUGCUCAACCAGCAGCUGAAGGCGAAGCUGCGGCUCCUCCUAGCGGCGACGCUGCACCUGCAGCUCCCGCCGCCGAGGGUGCUCCUGCUGAACCCGCAGCCCCUGCUGCCGAAGGUGCUGAAGCUCCUGCAACCACAGACGCUGCCCCGGCACCAGAAGCAGCUGCAGCUCCACCUGCUGAACCUGCACCGGCUGCAGCCGCUCCUGCUGAAGCACCGGCGGAAGCUCCUGCAGCUCCUGCACCCUCUGAAGCUCCUGCGGCCCCUGCAGCUGAGCCUGUCGUGGAGGUGCCACCAGCUGAACCAGCGGCUCCUGUGGCCAUAGAAGCUGCAGCCUGAAGAUUAUCCUGCCAAGCUCCGGUUGUUCGCUUGUUUGUUCCAUUUGCUUACUGUCUACUGAUUUUCAUUUUUCUUUUGUUGUAGAAUAGCUUUAAAUAUAUUAUUUUUACCA
This is a messenger RNA of Zophobas morio, 829 nucleotides long. Its product is annotated as skin secretory protein xP2-like. The record is from RefSeq and is a predicted model, not a curated record. The transcript is spliced from 3 exons. Bases 1 to 717 code for a protein of 238 amino acids. Lineage: Eukaryota; Metazoa; Arthropoda; Insecta; Coleoptera; Tenebrionidae.